Clupea harengus (Atlantic herring) is the source of this 844-nucleotide messenger RNA. RefSeq names its product mitochondrial ribosomal protein L30 (gene mrpl30). Gene Ontology annotation, molecular function: structural constituent of ribosome. Gene Ontology annotation, cellular component: mitochondrion; large ribosomal subunit. The record is from RefSeq and is a predicted model, not a curated record. Lineage: Eukaryota; Metazoa; Chordata; Actinopteri; Clupeiformes; Clupeidae. Gene Ontology annotation, biological process: translation.
CGGUUUCCUGUUGAAGUCCCAUGUUUUCUAAUGUGACAGUGACAAAAAAAGCUAAGGGCUUUCGUUUUCUGAUUCUAUGGGCUAUAUAUUAUAGGUCACCUUUAAAUGUAGUAUAUGUAUGAUGUCUUAUUUAAGUAGCUACAUCUCUAACGACAAAGUUACGUGUUUUAAAUAAGAUUGUUAUCAGCCAACGCUAGCUAGCAAUAACCUUGGCAUAGCUAAGGGAAUUUACUUUUCCAGUUUAGCAUUGUUGCCUGCGAGGGACGCGAUGUCGGGGUUAUAUCGUGCUCUUCAGAAGUCUUCUACUGCUGUUAUUAAGAAUAUGACCGAAGCCAGUCAGCUCCCAUGGUACUGUCCAUCACGCAGCCUUUUCAGAAGAUCACGCGUUCCCAAUGAGGUGUUUGAAGAGCGAUCAAAAGAACAUGAGAAACAUGGUGGUGACCCAGAGCAACCCCACAAACUGCAUAUUGUCACACGAGUGAGGACGACAGUGGGGCGGCCCUACUGGGAAAAGAAGGUGGUGAAGAGCCUGGGGCUGGAGAAGGCUCAUACACCUCGUGUCCAUAAGAACAUACCCUCUGUGAAUAAUCACCUGAAAAUAAUAAAACAUCUAGUGAGGAUUCAGCCAUUGAAAUUACCAUAUGGUCUUCCUGCUGAGGAAGAUAUGGCUGACACUUACCUCAAUAGCAAAGGAGAACUGGUAGUACGGAAACUGCUCAAGCCAGUGGAGCACAAAGCAAUUGGCUCUUAAUUCCUCAGUGCUCCCACCCCACCCUCAUCACUUGUACACACAUCAACCAACCUGAUCAUAUAUUAUUUGUUCAAUAAAACUACAUACAACUAC